GCGCAUGCGCAGACCGCGUCGGGGCUGGAGCACGUGAAUCGCGAACGGCAUGUGUGCAGUGCAAAGUUGUAAACAUGACAGCCGACUCUCUGGCCGAGAUCGCCGGGGAGACUCAGCGUUGUUCACGGAUUUUCUGAGACGGUUUGGUGGACCCGAUGCCGCUUGGCAGCAAGCCGGCGUGCGUCAAGUGCGGGACUCGCGAGACCGCUCUGUGGCACUCCACCGACGCCGGUAACUUGUGCAAUGCCUGUCUGGAGGACGAGCGGAACGCCGAGGCGGGCUCGUCCUCCAGGGCGGACGAGGAGGCGGACAAGAGUGGCUCGUUGAAGCCCAGGAGGAGCACGCGGAUCACGAGGUAUUGCAACUCGAAGGCGACGGGGCCGCACAGAAUUGUGCCCAAGGGCAAGGGUCGCAGGAACCUGUUUAAGAAAACGCCGGUCAAGGCACCUACAGCCACCGCGACUCCGGUCACCAGCAACUUUGUGUUCUACAAGGGCACGUAUUUUCAAGUCGGAGAUAUAGUCUCCAUGCAGGACGUAGACGGUGGGAUUUAUUACGCCCAGAUACGUGGCUUGUUGACGGAUCAGUAUUGCGAAAAGAGCGCCGCUGUUACCUGGCUGUUGCCCACCACAGCGAGCCCUCCACCGGAAGAAGGCUUCAUUCCCGAGACGUAUAUAAUCGGACCGGAGGAAGAUUUACCUCGUAAAUUGGAGUGCAUGGAAUUUGUAAUGCAUGCUCCGUCUGACUACUUCAAGUUGAAGAACAGUCCCUAUCCACCUCCACUCACGGAGAAGGGAGCGGGCUACAUAUGGACAACUCUUAGAAACGAACUGGCUAUAUCUAAAAAAUGACAGUAAUUCUUCAUCGACAGUAAUUCUUCACGUGUCGUUAGUGUCGCUCUAAACUUAAAAUAAUUUCUAUAUGCAAAUAUUUUUUUUUUAUACUUUUAUUAUACUUUUAGUCGUGUGUAUUAUUUUAAUUAAGAAUGCUUAGACUGUUGAAUUACGAAAAUGCAUAGGACUCACAAUACUUGACAUGACGAAAAUUUGAUGUACGCUGAAUAUAUCGCUGUAUAAUAUAGAAAUGAUCUUGCGAAAAACAAUACACAUUUAUAAUAA
Temnothorax curvispinosus is the source of this 1118-nucleotide messenger RNA. RefSeq names its product GATA zinc finger domain-containing protein 1. NCBI's taxonomy places the organism in Eukaryota, Metazoa, Arthropoda, Insecta, Hymenoptera, Formicidae. Bases 156 to 851 code for a protein of 231 amino acids. The record is from RefSeq and is a predicted model, not a curated record. The transcript is spliced from 3 exons. Gene Ontology annotation, biological process: regulation of DNA-templated transcription; chromatin organization. Gene Ontology annotation, molecular function: sequence-specific DNA binding. Gene Ontology annotation, cellular component: nucleus.